Rhinolophus ferrumequinum (greater horseshoe bat) is the source of this 4666-nucleotide messenger RNA. RefSeq names its product dishevelled associated activator of morphogenesis 2 (gene DAAM2). The record is from RefSeq and is a predicted model, not a curated record. The transcript has 25 exons. The coding region runs from base 1 to 3231 and encodes 1076 amino acids. Gene Ontology annotation, biological process: actin cytoskeleton organization; regulation of non-canonical Wnt signaling pathway; positive regulation of canonical Wnt signaling pathway. Lineage: Eukaryota; Metazoa; Chordata; Mammalia; Chiroptera; Rhinolophidae. Gene Ontology annotation, molecular function: actin binding; small GTPase binding.
AUGGCGCCCCGCAAGAGGAGCCGCCAUGGCCUGGGCUUCCUGUGCUGCUUUGGGGGCAACGACCUCCCUGAGAUCAACCUCCGCGAUAACCACCCUCUGCAGUACAUGGAGUUCUCCAGUCCUAUCCCGAACCCAGAGGAGCUUAAUGUCCGCUUCGCUGAGCUGGUGGAUGAGUUGGAUCUCACCGACAAAAACCGGGAGGCUGUGUUUGCACUGCCCCCUGAGAAAAAAUGGCAGAUCUACUGCAGCAAGAAGAAGGAGCAGGAGGAUCCCAACAAGCUGGCGACCAGCUGGCCUGACUAUUAUAUUGACCGAAUCAACUCUAUGGCUGCGAUGCAGAGUCUGUACGCAUUUGAUGAGGAGGAGACUGAGAUGAGGAACCAAGUUGUGGAAGACCUGAAGACAGCUCUCCGGACGCAGCCCAUGAGGUUUGUGACCCGCUUCAUCGAGCUGGAUGGCUUGACCUGUCUGCUGAAUUUCCUCCGGAGUAUGGACCACGCCACCUGCGAGAGCCGCAUCCACACCUCCCUUAUUGGCUGCAUCAAGGCUCUGAUGAACAACUCCCAGGGGCGGGCUCACGUGCUGGCGCAGCCCGAGGCCAUCAGCACCAUCGCUCAGAGCCUGCGCACUGAGAACAGCAAGACCAAGGUGGCCGUGCUGGAGAUCCUGGGCGCCGUGUGCCUGGUGCCCGGCGGCCACAAGAAGGUGCUGCAGGCCAUGCUGCACUAUCAGGUGUACGCAGCUGAGCGGACGCGCUUCCAGACACUGCUGAACGAGCUGGACCGAAGUUUGGGCCGGUACCGGGAUGAAGUGAAUCUGAAAACAGCCAUCAUGUCCUUUAUCAACGCUGUCCUCAAUGCUGGAGCUGGAGAGGAUAAUCUGGACUUCCGCCUACAUCUGCGGUAUGAGUUCCUGAUGCUGGGGAUACAACCUGUGAUUGACAAACUCCGGCAGCACGAGAAUGCCAUCCUGGACAAGCAUUUAGACUUCUUUGAGAUGGUCCGGAAUGAGGAUGACCUGGAGCUAGCCAGGAGGUUUGACAUGGUCCACAUCGACACCAAGAGUGCUUCGCAGAUGUUUGAGCUCAUCCACAAGAAGCUGAAGCACACGGAGGCCUACCCCUGCCUGCUGUCUUUCCUGCACCACUGCCUACAGAUGCCCUACAAGCGGAACGGUGGCUACUUCCAGCAGUGGCAGCUUCUGGACCGCAUCCUCCAGCAGAUUGUCCUCCAGGAUGAGAGAGGCGUGGACCCUGACCUGGCUCCCUUGGAGAACUUCAACGUCAAGAACAUCGUCAACAUGCUCAUCAAUGAGAACGAAGUGAAACAGUGGCGAGACCAGGCAGAGAAGUUCCGGAAAGAACACACGGAGCUGGUGAGCAGGCUGGAGAGGAAGGAGCGAGAAUGUGAGACAAAGACGUUGGAGAAGGAAGAGAUGAUGCGGACGCUGAACAAGAUGAAGGACAAGCUGGCUCGAGAGUCCCAGGAGCUGCGCCAGGCUCGGGGACAAGUGGCUGAGCUGGUGUCCCAACUCAGUGAAAUCUCAACAGGACCUAUAUCUUCCCCACCUCCCCCUGGGGGCCCACUCACCUUGUCUUCCUCGAUGACAACCAAUGACCUGCCUCCACCCCCACCCCCUCUACCAUUCGCCUGCUGCCCCCCACCGCCACCACCACCCCUUCCACCCGGUGGGCCCCCCACUCCCCCAGGCGCCCCACCCUGCUUCAGCAUGGGCCUGCCCCUCCCUCCAGACCCCUUCCCCAGUAGUGACACCCCGCUCAGGAAGAAGUGUGUCCCCCAACCUUCCCACCCACUGAAGUCCUUCAACUGGGUCAAGCUGAAUGAGGAACGUGUUCCUGGCACCAUAUGGAAUGAGAUUGAUGACAUGCAGGUAUUUCGGGUUCUGGACCUAGAAGACUUUGAAAAAAUGUUUUCAGCCUAUCAGAGGCACCAGGAGCUGAUAACUAAUCCUUCUCAGCAGAAGGACUUGGGCUCCACCGAGGACAUCUACCUGGCCUCCCGCAAGGUCAAGGAGCUGUCGGUUAUUGAUGGCCGGCGGGCUCAGAACUGCAUCAUCCUUCUCUCCAAGUUGAAGCUUUCUAACGAGGAGAUCCGGCAGGCCGUCUUGAAGAUGGACGAGCAGGAAGAUCUCGCUAAGGAUAUGCUGGAGCAGCUCCUCAAGUUCAUCCCGGAGAAGAGCGACGUGGACCUUCUUGAGGAGCACAGGCAUGAGAUCGAGCGCAUGGCCCGUGCUGACCGCUUCCUCUAUGAAAUGAGCAGGAUUGACCACUACCAGCAGCGACUGCAGGCCCUCUUCUUCAAGAAGAAGUUCCAGGAGCGGCUGGCUGAGGCCAAGCCCAAAGUGGAAGCCAUCCUGCUGGCCUCCAGGGAGCUGAUUCGCAGCAAGCGUCUAAAGCAGAUGCUAGAGGUCGUCCUGGCUAUCGGUAACUUCAUGAACAAGGGGCAGCGUGGGGGCGCCUACGGGUUCCGGGUGGCCAGCCUCAACAAGAUUGCAGACACCAAGUCCAGCAUUGACAGAAACAUCUCUCUGCUCCAUUACCUGAUCAUGAUUCUGGAGAAGCAUUUCCCUGACAUCCUGACGAUGCCUUCGGAGCUGCAGCAUCUCCCAGAAGCCGCCAAAGUCAACCUGGCAGAGCUGGAGAAGGAAGUGGGCAACCUCAGGAGGGGCCUCAGAGCAGUCGAGGUGGAGCUGGAAUACCAGAAACGCCAGGUGCGGGAACCAAAUGACAAGUUCGUCCCAGUCAUGAGUGACUUCAUUACGGUUUCCAGCUUUAGCUUCUCAGAGCUGGAGGACCAGCUGAAUGAGGCUAGGGACAAGUUCUCCAAGGCCCUGAUGCACUUUGGGGAGCAGGACAGCAAGAUGCAGCCAGACGAAUUCUUUGGCAUCUUUGACACCUUCCUGCAGGCCUUCUCGGAGGCCCGGCAGGACCUGGAGGCCAUGAGAAGGAAGAAGGAGGAGGAGGACCGGAGGGCCCGAAUGGAAGCCAUGCUGAAGGAGCAGAGGGAGCGAGAGCGGUGGCAGCGGCAGCGGAAGGUCCACACGGGCAGCACGCUGGAGGAGGGAGGCGAGUUCGACGACCUGGUGUCAGCUCUGCGCUCGGGGGAGGUUUUUGACAAGGACUUAUGCAAGCUCAAGCGCAGCCGCAAGCGGUCAGGGAGCCAGGCCCUGGAAGUCACCCGGGAGCGGGCAAUAAACAGGCUAAAUUAUUGACCUGGGGACUGGCCACUGCCGGAGGCCAGGAGCCAGGGAUGGACUGAGAGGGGCUGAGUGGAGAAGGCGGUGAUACUUCAACCAUUUGGUGCUCGGUUUAGAGCCCUGGGCUGGGUCCUGGGGUGGGGGCUGUGUGUGGCAGGACCAGGCGUCUCCCCACACUUGCCUGAAGGGGCUCCUCUCAUCUCCUCCUCCCAUUCUUUCUGCUCCCCGGCCCCCGGGACUCUCUGAGGCUGACCUGGACAUCCCUGGCAGGCCUGGCUGACGGGGCCCUGCUGCCCACCGCCAACAUGGCACCCACAUGUUGGCACAGAACUGUUUCAGAUCUAGACGGAACAGGUCCAUGGAUUUGGUCUAGAUUUCGUGUGCAGUGGGGAGGAACUGUGGGGUGGGCCUCUGAGGGCCCGGGUGAGAGAGUCCAGGCUCUCAUCCCUCACGAGGUGGCUUCACGGAACAUUGAGCUGGGGGUAUACUUUCUUGAAUGGAAAAGGAAGAGGCAUUAUAUAGUCUAGCUAGAUGUGUUCCAGGAAAAAUAUGCUGGGUGGAUGAUGCAGGGACCAAGUCAUCAGGACUGAGUAGCAGUGCCUGUUUCCUACAUCACAAGUCCUUUAAUCCCUCUCUUGCAUGUCUUAAGUGUCUCUCCCUUCCUUCCCUACUAUUACCUCCAUCCUGUCUACUAAUCCAGAAUCCCAGAAAACCCCUCUUUGGGUUCCCAUGACUGUGGCUUACUAUCAGGGACUUGAUGAAUCCGGUAGGGGAAGGGGUUCAGCCAAGACCCCAUGUGCCACACCUCGUGCCUUGGGCAUAGGGACCCUAGAACAAAAUACCGCCCCGCCCCACCUCCCCUGGACAACCGGAGCGUUGUCCUGAGGUAAGACCGUGACCUGACAGCCCCUCACCCGAGGGCAGCACUUGAAUGCCUCGUCCCACCCCAGAGCUUUCUGGUCUACCACUCAGAUGCCAAACUCCAACGUCUGCCUCAGGGCAGAAGCCACAGUGACCUCCCACUCUGUCCAGUGUGCAAGAGACCACCUCAAACCACGUGUGUCUAUCUGGCUGAGGCUGGCCCUGGAGCGUCGGUUCCUGAGAGGGUCCCAAGGGCCAGGGCUGCUGUCUGCAUUGACAUGCCAUUUCUGAGGGUGUCUCCUUCUCUGAGGCAUUCACACGGAGCCCAGAGCAGGCAGGGGAAGCUAGGGAGAUGGGAGAUGAAGGAUGGAGGAAGAAGGCCCAUUUCCCUGGGGUGUCAAGGGGGAAAGGCUGGUACCUGAUGUGGUUCUUCACCCUGAACUUCCAAGGGGCCCCUGUAGGUCCUCCUGUCCACUCCCACCUUGCACGCUGUCCAUUCCCAUUUCACAUUCUGCCCAUCUUGAGCAGGUGGGCCAAUGGCUGUGUCUAAACAAAAUCUUCUGUCUUCUACAAGAAAGGAGGUGAGGUC